This is a messenger RNA of Priapulus caudatus, 3379 nucleotides long. RefSeq names its product dolichyl pyrophosphate Man9GlcNAc2 alpha-1,3-glucosyltransferase-like. Gene Ontology annotation, biological process: protein N-linked glycosylation. Gene Ontology annotation, cellular component: endoplasmic reticulum membrane. Gene Ontology annotation, molecular function: dolichyl pyrophosphate Man9GlcNAc2 alpha-1,3-glucosyltransferase activity. Bases 1024 to 2889 code for a protein of 621 amino acids. Lineage: Eukaryota; Metazoa; Priapulida; Priapulimorpha; Priapulimorphida; Priapulidae. The transcript is spliced from 16 exons. The record is from RefSeq and is a predicted model, not a curated record.
UGCAGAGGGCUGCUCAAGGCUGGUCGUGCGUGCAGAGGCUGGUCAAGGCUGUUCGCACGUGCAGAGGCUGGUCAAGGCUGGUCGCGCGUGCAGAGGCUGGUCAAGGCUGUCCGCGCGUGCAGAGGCUGAUCAAGGCUGUCCGCGCAUGCAGAGGCUGGUCAAAGCUGGUCGCGCGUGCCGGUGUGUGAGAACAUGUAAGCAGAAGUUGGUAUUUCUAAUGCUGGCUGCUUGCCUUCCCUUACUCGGAUUCUGUUAUCUUGCAUGUACUGUACGAAAAUUCUAACUCUGAUCAAUUAUUCAGGGAACUAUAUUAAAUAUUCAGUGUAACUUGACCGUCGUGUUUUGUGUAUUGUGUUGAUAUCGCGUGACACGAUCCAGUAACAAUAGCAUUUUUACAUUUUCAAUCCACGUUUUGUAAGUUACAUCUAACGUUAUAUGUAGAUUUCAAAUGUCAUAUCUGUGGCAGUGAUCAAGCAACGAAUACAUCCGCUCUUUAUUUGCCAUACAAUGUUUCUCCUUUGUUUUCAGACAUCGCACAAAAAAUGCAAAACAAAUGUGGCGUACACGCGCUAAUGCUAUGCUUGUUAUCGGAGUGCGAAGUGAUGACGAGCACUAAACAGUUCGAUCACAAUCCAAUUGAAAAUAGCGUUAAGAGAAAUUUAAAAAGUCUGCAUAAAUAUUUUAUAUUGCAUCGUGAAACGUUGGUGAUAGUAUAAAUGACGCAACAUGUGUAGAAGCAGCAUAACGCUUCCUAAAAUUAUGUAAAUUUUAUCUUUGUUGUAGUAGAUGAGUAUGCUACUUUUUUCAUACUAAUCGGAAGUUAAUAUUGUUACUGAUUAAAAAAAAAUAUACACAGUUGUGUUUGACUGGCCAUGUUGGUCUUUUGUCAUGAUUUAGAAUAUAUGGCUGCGCCCACGCGGCAUUUUGACUGGCAGUCCUUGCAGUAAUACUUCUUUUAGUUGUUUUAAGUUAAGAGUCCCUGUCCGUUGAAGUUUAAAAAAGAUUCUGUUUAUUUUCGAGACAAUGGAUAGCAGUGUGGUCGUGAUCUGUGUUUCUUUAGCAGUUGCUGUGAGGAUGUUAUGUGCGCUGGGGUCGUAUUCCGGGCAAGGCACGCCUCCGAUGUUUGGUGACUAUGAGGCACAGAGGCAUUGGAUGGAGAUUACACAGAAUCUGCCUGCAGAGGAAUGGUUUGUAAAUAGCAGCAGGAAUGAUCUGAUGUAUUGGGGUAUUGAUUACCCACCACUGACUGCUUACCACAGUUGGAUAUGUGGACACAUAGCAAAGUGGUUUAAUCCAGCGUGGGUAAAGCUGUUUCAGUCAAGGGGAUACGAGAGCAACGAACAUAAGACGUUUAUGCGAUACACUGUUGUCAUCGUUGAUCUUUUCAUUUACAUUCCUGCUGUUUUGUCAUUCUGCCACUACUGUCUGAAGCUACGCGGAGAAAGAGACAAGGGUAGUGGCAAGCAGCCCACGUGUCCAGAUGUGGACAAUGGUGGCAGCAGUGUGGUGGGUAGUAAGGGUCAUGAGGUUGCAGAGCUGCUGAGCCAUGCGCCGUCUUGCCAGGACACUGACUGCCACGUCACCGGCUGUGCGAAGGUAAAAUCCGUGAUCCAGUCAUGUCGGCAGCACAAGGUGAAAAAGGAUUGUCCGUCGUGCAAGCAGCUUGUGGCUCUCUACUACAUACAUGCCAUGCAGUGUCGCCAUCUGGAGGCAGACAGCGUGUGCGAAGUUCCGUGUUGCGCGGAGAUCCGAUUGCGUGUUCGACAGCAGCAAAGACACAAGAGCAUGCGGCAGGCUGUCAUUGCCGGAGUCAUGCUGUUGUAUCCAGGACUGAUACUUAUUGACCACGGCCAUUUCCAAUAUAAUUGUGUUAGUCUUGGCUUUGCUCUAUGGGGAGUCGUAGGUUUAUGUACAGGUCACAACCUACUUGGCUCCAUAAUGUUUUGCCUAGCUUUGAACUACAAGCAGAUGGAAUUGUACCACGCCAUGCCGUUCUUCUGUUACUUGUUGGGGAGUUGUUGGCACACAAAGACUGAAAACAGGGUGUUCAAGCUCUUGAAACUCGCUGCUGUUGUCAUAGCAACAUUUGUAGCCUGUUGGGCACCAUUUCUUCGUGAGCAGGAGAUGGUCCUGCAUGUUCUUAGUAGAAUUUUUCCUGUUGCAAGAGGACUGUUUGAGGAUAAGGUUAGCAAUGUGUGGUGUGCCCUCUCGAUUGUGAUUAAACUGAAACAGCUGCCAGUAGAGACCAUGGUCAGAAUAAGUCUUAUAGCAACGUGUAUGGGUCUGCUUCCCUCAUCAGCAAACCUGCUGUGGAAACCUUCUUUGCAUAAAUUUAAAUAUGCACUGGUGAAUUCUUCAUUAGUCUUCUUUCUAUUCUCAUUCCAAGUUCAUGAGAAGAGCAUACUCUUAGCAGCACUGCCUGUCAUGCUUAUUCUACCUGAGAAACCGCUAGCAGCUUCUUGGUUUCUGUUAAUAUCUACAUUCAGUAUGUAUCCACUGCUGGUGAAGGAUGGAUUGCUCCUUCAGUUCUUCGCUACUGUUCUCUUGUUCGGCUUGGCUGUGUUUGCUGUGUUCUUCUCUGAGCAUGCAGACCCACAUCCCCAGAGGGCGCCGCUGACCACCUCACGAAUGCAGAGGUUGCUGACUUACGAUGGUGUCCUUCUCAAGAUUGCUUUCACCUUAUCUUGCUUAGAGGCUGUAGCUCUAGCCAUCUGCAGUCAUUUGGUUGAGCCACCUCGCCAUUUACCAGAUCUCUUUCCACUUCUAAUAGCAGUGUAUUCAUGUAUACACUUUCUUGCAUUCUGUGGGUAUUUUCACCUAGUGCAAUUUUCAUGUCUGUGCAUGGAACGAGCAACAAGUGAAACGAUUAAUAAAAAAAAGAAGAAAUGAUGAUUUUUGCAAUGAUUCUGAGUUACUUAUGUACAUAUAGCUAUGACUUAUGUAUAUCUGUCCAUAUUCAUGUGCAUAUAUAUAUAUAUAUUGGGCCGUCAUAUGACUAAUUUUAGCUGUGUAGAGGUUUCGUUUUAACACAUUGCAAUGGUCAACUCAAGAAAACCUAUAAUUUAUAAAUUCUAAUAAGAAUGUAGCAUUGUUUAUUUAUUGAACCAGUCACAUAUCAAGUUCAAAAAGGAAUAGGAGAAAAGGGUGAAAAGGUAGAAUAUUAUUUAUUUGAUUUAAAUUCAGAGUUUCUAAUAGCAUGAAUAGUUUUCUGACUGUAUACUACUAUACGUGAUACUUCAGACAUAUAUCUGAGGUAUUACAUGAACGACUUUAGCAGAGAGGAGUUUUUUAUGAUGGUCAUCACUACAUUAAUUAUCCUCAAUGUAUCUCUGUUAUUAUUUAUGAAUAAAUAUAUUAUGUUAAUAUUUUAUUUAAAAUA